Messenger RNA from Tuber aestivum (summer truffle), 2843 nucleotides. Lineage: Eukaryota; Fungi; Ascomycota; Pezizomycetes; Pezizales; Tuberaceae. The record is from the annotation of a GenBank genome assembly.
AAAUAAUUAGAUCAUAACCCCCCUUCCUCCCGUCGCCGAUUCCUAUCAUCCCCGGAAGAGCGCCACACCGGCAUUAGUUCGUACUUUAUACCUGCGAUGUUGAACACUUUCCAGCUGCUUCUCGUGGGUUAUUUGGUUCCUGCUGCUCUUGGCCAGACUGCGGUGAUAUCGGUGACUACAUCGGGGCCACCCAACUUUUUUACCGACCUUCCGGGACCCGCGAUUACUGACCUUGUACCUACUACGACGAGUAGCCUCGAUGGAGGACCAUCGGUGUCUGGUUCGAGUGGGAAUAUUGGGUGGGGUUCGUCUACGUUGUUAAAUGAAACUCCUUCUGGUUUUCUUACGACGACUCGUUCAAGUUGGACUGUGGCUGUCACGAGCGCCCCGGAACCCGCGAGUACCCAACCCUGCAAUUUACACGCCGAGUUUUGUACUCGGCGGUAUAGCGAUAUCACCUAUAUUGGGGCUCAUGGCUCGCCGUUUGUGAAGGAAUACAGUCUUGCAGAUAAUCAGAAUUUGGAUGUGAAGGCUCAGUUGAAUGAUGGUAUACGUAUGCGUAUGUGUACUCGCUUGCUGUCCCCCCUCUUGAAUUUGUACUGAGGAGGAAAUAGUUCAAGGGCAGACACACAAGGAAAACGGAACUCUGCACUACUGUCAUACAAGGUUGGUCUCUAGAGAUUCCCUCUGUCUAGGAGAUUCAACUCACUUACCAAUCCGCACAAUAGCUGCGGUCUGCUCGAUGCUGGGCCAGUUGAGCACUAUUUAAAAACAGUCGUGGAAUGGCUGCGAGACAACCCUUUUGAAGUUGUCACCAUCGUAAUAGGGAAUGGUGACUUCCUUAACGUCGGAGAUUACAAGGAACCUUUGGAAAGAUCUGGUUUGGCGGAACUUGCGUAUGUUCCCAAGGAACGGAACAUCAGAAUAGCCCAAUGGCCAACCCUCUCGGAGAUGAUCCAGACGGGUAUGUACGAUGCCUCUGAGCAGCUCGAGCGCACUGAGUGCUGACCUUUAGCAGGCAAGCGAGCUGUGGUAUUCAUGGACUAUAAAGCCGAUGAGGGCACCAUACCCUAUAUUUUGGAUCAGUUUAAAUACAUGUGGGAAACACCAUUCUCGCAAACGGAUGAAAAUUUCCCCUGCACGAUUGACCGGCCUCCGGAACAGCCCAAGAACGACACACAAGGAAAGCUAUACAUGGCAAAUCAUAAUCUGAAUACGGAAUUUUUAAUUGGGGGAAAAAAGAUUUUGGUCCCCAACACUGUUGACCUUGAUCAAACCAACGGAGUGUCAGGGUUUGGAUCAUUAGGCCUCAUGGCGAACAAUUGCAGAGGUUUGCUCCUCUCUAUUUCUGGGUGGAUGGCACGGCUAACAAGGAUGGUAGCUGAUUGGGACCGGUACCCAAAUAUUCUUCUAGUCGACUUCUACGACGUCCCAAAAGGCUCCGUCUUCGAAGUCGCCGCUAGAGCAAACAAUGUUUCAUUGGGUGGCGGAUGCUGUGGGAAGAAAAAGUCCACUGCGCCAAUACUGGCGAAGGCCACGGGUUUGCUUUUGCUCCUCCCAACUCUCGCAAUGCUUUUUUGUACUAUUUUCUAGUCAGGUAUAUCGUGGGAAGGCGUGUUUUUUCUUUUUCUUUUCGUUCUUUGUUUAUCAUCAAGGCUUCGGCAUAAAGCGACCUCAUUGGGGUGUUUUUCAUUUUGAGGCGCAGAGCUGUCCUUUUGUGGUUAUGGAUUUCGAGUAGGUUGGGUACUGCAUGCAUAUUGGCUAUGCACACUUUUUGGAUUUUGGGAUCGGGUCGCGGAAUGGCGAAUGUACAUUGGCAGACCAGAAGGACAUGGAAGGCCCCUUCAUUAGAAGGCUUUACAGUUCUAUUUGGAGGGAUUUUGUACUGGGCUCUUUGGGGGUUUAAUCACAGGCGGCCAUUCGAGUGAUUACCAGCAAAAUUUCCAUUUGAGCAUGGUAAAUUUUUCUUCCUUUAAAACCGGUCAGGCUCUCUGUUACAUGAGGUAAAUUUCGCAUGCGCCCCCUGACCGAAAUUUUUAGCAGGGGCUGAAAUAUACUAUUCUCGCACAAUAACAGCAUGUCUACCUGCCUACUUACCUACCCUACUACCCUACCUCACAAUCAUCAUGAAAUCACUCCCGGAAGACCUCCUUUCCCCGCUAGGCUAGCCGAAGAGUGGUGGCCCGAAUUACUUCUCCGUUCCGUUGAAACUGCGAUGCAUAACUUGGAACAUAUCAUGUCAGGAAGCCUGACCAUCCUCCCCCCCUUCCAUUCUCCGGGAAAAGUCUGGGUGCGGGGGUGGGAGUUAUUUGAGAAGCACUCCCCCCCAAUUCCCUCGUCCUGGAGGUACCUUAGAUGUGAGUGCAGAAGAGAGGAAAUUAGAGGCUGAUAGCACUGAACGCCGUGCGAUUAGCCCAGUUUGUAUCACAUUCUAUAAUUAAAUAUUGCAAGUAGUGUUGUUAUCGAUAAGCAAGGCGUUGCUCGAGGGCAGAAAAAAAGCAAGUUUGUAUGAGAUGGCGGUAAUUUUAGAACAUGGUAAGUUACCGUACAGUAUUGUGUUGCUGCGCCAUUUGUACCUGUACGAGUACCGCAAAAACUCGCCAAACUCGCUAUGCAGGGAGGAGAAUUUUGGCACUAAUGUGUGGCAAUACAGCCAAGAUCGUUCCAGUGACCAACCUCUUUUCUCUUAGCUGAUGAGACCAGCAUCAUUAUUACAGUAUUUUAUUUAGGAACCGGCACCGAUAUACAGCUAUUCUCAGGUGUUAUUGUCAUUUUCCGUCAUUUCUCAGGGUAAAAAAGCUCCUAUCCAGUCCCUAGCGCCAAUACCUGCAUAGCGAGUUUGG